CCUACAUCUACCAAGUUAGACCUCACCCCUCUCCUUGACUUAAUCUUUUCCCAGGUCUAUCACUGCCCACCCAGUAUGCACCUAUUCGACGGCUCCUUUGCCAGACUAAUAUUUGUCUUGCUAUCUGCACCGGCACUGGUGCUGUCAGCCCUCACGAUUAUCAUUCCCUCGUCUAGCCUGCUCCCCAAUCCCCACGCUCUCCCGGCUGGAACACAUGCGACACUGACCACGCUUCCCUCCUCGCCCUCCUCGCCUUCUCAGCUUGCUGCAUCACUCACUCGCUUCGCAACCUUUGUCUUCGCCAAAAUUCCCGCCCAAUCGAAGCCCCAAUCCUACCUUCUGGAUAUUCGCUCUCCGGACUUCAUCUUUGCGCCUUACCGCGUUGACGUCGCCGCCGACGGAAGCGUUCUCGGCAUCUGGGAGACCUUCCGUGCCAACCCAUGGGAUAAUCGAGGUCCGGAAAAGCACGUCUUCGAUACCGCUACUGUUGCUGGGCACAAUGAGAGGAUCUCUGCUGCGAUCAAAUCCAACGUGACCGUCGAGGCUCGAGUCCUUGCCCGGAGAACUUUCUACGAGGAACGCCCCCGGUUCUCGCCCCUCGCCUUGUUUAAGAAUCCUAUGAUUCUGCUAGCUUUGGUGGCAUUAGGAUUCACGUUCGGCAUGCCCAAAUUAAUGGAAAACAUGGACCCUGAGAUGCGUGCCGAGUUUGAGAAACAAUCUCGCUCGUCUCCGAUCACGGGCGCUACACGCAAUGCGAUAACCGGUGGCGGGGCGCCCGGCAAUUUCGAUUUGGCGGGAUGGAUGGCUGGGGCUACUCCCAGAUCCGCGCCUGGUAUUGAAAGAGUAACGCCUGGUAUUGAAAGAGUAACGCCUGGUAUUGAAAGAGUAACUGCAUCAGGCAAGGAUAGUGGAGAUGCUUCCCGGAGAAGAGGGCAGGCGUGAGGGCUUUUCAGGGUUAUAUCGCUGAUGAUACAGCCUGGGAAGUGAUUUGCUGCCCGCCCUUUAUCUUACGCUCAAAUGGGGGGUAGAAACCUGGGUGUAUAGCAUGGGAGUGAAACAGAUCAUGCAAAGCUUGUUUGUCGAUUGCUCCUCGUCACGUCUGCUGGCCCAUGGAAGAUAUUAACCUGGUUUGGAGACAAUCAGAAUGCCCAAACAUGCAGUUGUUCCUGCCGAUUCCUUGGUCUAGCUAGAAACAUUAAACAGUCUUUGACAAGUG
Messenger RNA from Aspergillus saccharolyticus JOP 1030-1, 1216 nucleotides. RefSeq lists its product as uncharacterized. The record is from RefSeq and is a predicted model, not a curated record. Gene Ontology annotation, cellular component: EMC complex. The coding region runs from base 76 to 942 and encodes 288 amino acids. Lineage: Eukaryota; Fungi; Ascomycota; Eurotiomycetes; Eurotiales; Aspergillaceae. The transcript has 3 exons.